AUGUCCGACAAGUAUGUACUAUUAACUACAAGGACACUAUAGAUCUCACUGCUUGCAUGACAAACUGUGUAUAAAUGCUAGCCCUGAAAAUAUACUCAUUGAGAACUUGUUGAGCACUCUUUCGUGUCUGUGUGUCUUAUUUGCCAAACAAGAUCUCCCAUCAAUUGAUGUGGUGACGGGGGAUCGAGAAUCGAGGGGAGUUGAGUCCAGAACAGCAUUUAUCCUUUCACAUACAGUCCAACAUGUCAAAUUGGCAAAGAGGGAUACUUUAAAUUGAGGGGUGUGAGUGGGGGUGUGACCAGGGGCAGUGUUGUUCUAUGAAAUUUCAGGUGACUUACUAAUAACAAUUUAUGCAACUAAAAUGUAAUUUAGAACAAUGUAUCUUAUUUACACAGACUGAUUUCUAAACACAUUUAUUGUUGUUUAAAGACCCAUUACUGGGAGUAUUAUAGCUGUGGAGCUCUGUUCUACACUUAGAUACACCAACAAUAUAGAGCUUCUAGAAAAAAGGGGCAGGAGGAUUUGGGCCCAUAAUAGUGACGGUCCCUCCUAAGUAGGGACACUUGGGAGGUAUGGUUUAAAAGGACACUAUAGUCACCUGAACAACCUUAGCUUAAUGAAGCAGUUUUGGUGUAUAGAACAUGCCCCUGCAGCCUCACUGCUCAAUCCUCUGCCAUUUAGGAGUUAAAUCCCUUUGUUUAUGAACCCUAGUCACACCUCCCUGCAUGUGACUUGCACAGCCUUCCAUAAACACUUCCUGUAAAGAGAGCCCUAUUUAGGCUUUCUUUAUUGCAAGUUCUGUUUAAUUAAGAUUUUCUUAUCCCCUGCUAUGUUAAUAGCUUGCUAGACCCUGCAAGAGCCUCCUGUAUGUGAUUAAAGUUCACUUUAGAGAUUGAGAUACAAUUAUUUAAGGUAAAUUACAUCUGUUUGAAAGUGAAACCAAUUUUUUUUUUAAUGCAGGCUCUGUCAAUCGUAGCCAGGGGAGGUGUGGCUAGGGCUGCAUAAACAGAAACAAAGUGAUUUAACUCCUAAAUGACAGUGAAUUGAGCAGUGAAAUUGCAGGGGAAUGAUCUAUACACUAAAACUGCUUUAUUUAGCUAAAGUAAUUUAGGUGACUCUAGUGUUCCUUUAAUAUUUACUGGUUAUCAUCUGAACCUUGCUUCCCAGAGACAAAUCCUGCAUAGUCAGAAUUAGUCAUGGGGGGCAAUAUUUUGUUUUAGUGAAUGGCCAAGAUGUUAGCUUGACAAAAAAAUCAGAUGCAGGCAUGCUGUGAUUGAAGCCAUGACAGAUUCACUGUAAAGGAAUAUUUUAAAUAAAUUUACAAAAAUUGUUUGUAAAUACCUUUUUCUUUUCACUUUUUUUCUAUGACAAGUUGCACUUGGCAGCUUGCCAGAGAUUUUAAGUGAAAACUUCAACCUGCUUCUGGUUUAGAGGCUGGAUACCAUCAAGAAAUACAUAAACAUAGUUUACUUACUGCUGACAGUAUAUAUCAACUAAUCUAAAAUAUAAGGGCAUUUCCGUUUGCAAUGCUAUCUGUACUAAUUUGAAAUUGAAAUGCGGGUAUUAGAGAUCAUGUUUUGUAGUCAUUGAGAGUUUAUUGACUGUUAAGUACAUGGUAUAACAAGUAGUUAGCAGAUACGUUGACAUAUGAGAGUUGUGACUGCAAGAUUGUCUGACUUCCUUGAAUCCAAUUCUCUGCAUGAACCACUUCAGUCUGGAUUUCGUCACUUUGUGGACACUAAUCUCUUCUAAUUCUUCUUGAACUUUCUGUUGCUUUCGAUACUGUUGAUCAUAAACAACUUCUUCUCAUCCUCCAUAAUCUCAGUCUAUGAGAUUCUGUUCUUCUCUGAUUCUCCUAUCUUUCUCAGCAUUUUUUUUUCAGUGUUUUUUUUUUCUUUCUGGCUCUUCCUCUUUUCCACAACCCCUUUCUGUUGGUGUUCUCCAAGGUUAUGUCCUUCACUGCCCCUUGGUAAACUCAUCAGCUCCUUUGGCUUCCAAUAUCCCUUCUCUGUAGAUGACACGCAUAUCUAUCUGUCCUCUCCUAAACUCUGACCAUCCUUCUUGAUUGGUGUCUGACUGAAUCUCACUAUUUCUAACUGGGUGGCUACUCAUUUUCUUAAACUUAACCUGUACAAAACAGAACUUGUCUUCUCUCCUUCAAGCAUUGCUUCUUUCAUAAAAAUACACAAAUACAAAAAAGGAUAAGCGCUAAACAAUGAUACACUGGAUUAUCUCUUGCUGCAUUCAAUUAAGAGGGGUAUUCCCUUAAUAACUCCAUUAAAAAACAACUUACAAUUGACAAAGAACACAAAAAUACAGGAUGCACCAAAUGUCCCCAAAAAAAUUAUUAAAAAGUCCAUAGGACACAGUCAAAUAUAUUCUUUUUUGGCCAUGAAUUUUGAGCGGUUUGCCCUGCUCCAUAAAUUGUGAGUACUUUUCAUGUUUGUAUACCAACACUAUUCCACACAUCAGAGUGCACUAUUUUGCUUUUAGUUUUUUUUAAAUGUUAUGUUUCAGUUGAGGAAGAGCCUUGGAUCAGUGACAUCCCUUGGACAAGGGUUCUACCGUUCUGAACCUUACAUAUUAAGCUUACAUUAUAAGCUCUAUACUUGUGUUUUUGCUAUUUUUGUUUUUGACUUGCAACUAGUAGCUACUGUACUACACUAUUGUGUUUUUUGUUUUAUUCUCCUGCUUUGUAUGUGAUAAUGCACCAAUAAUUUAAAUCCUAGCAACUCACCUUUGCUGGAUAUUUCCUUAAGUGGGGAUUGUACCACUACACGUUAUCACACCUAGAGCUGCUCAAUACCUCCUACACUUGUUAGUGUAAAUUCCCUUAUUUAUGUUGCACGUUUUUAUAUUUCCCUGAAAAUACUACACAAUUGGUCCUUAUUUUUCUUGCUUUUUAUGAACCGUUAACCUGCCCUAACUAAGAAACUAUAUCACCUGGUCAAAGGAGAACAUUUUGGACUGUGUCCUUGGGACUUUUUCAUAAUUUUCUGUAGCUACUUUCAUGUCCUUCUCCCUCCAAGUCAAUGGCAUUAUCAUCAGCUCUACCUCACAGACUCACUGUGUCUUUUACUCCAACCUCUGCUUCACCCCUCAUGCCAGUCAACCUCCUAAUCCUGCAGCUUCCAUCUCAAUGAAAUAGCGCGCAUCCGUCCCUAUCUAAAAGCAGAAUUGGCUAAGGUACUAGAUCAUGCCACUAUGCUUUCUUGCCUUGACUACUGCAAUCUGCUUCCCAAUGGUCUUACGCACUCCCAGCCUGCCCUGUUACAAUGAAUGUAGUGGCAAGGCUCAUCUUCCUGUUCAUGUGCCCUUCCCAAUCUCUGCUGGUCCUUAACUUAAUAUGCAUGGGUAGUGAGUGCUGCAUGUGCAUUAGGCCUUCCCCUUAGGAAACACUGACUCAAUGCUUAUCUAUGGGGAUUCUGAAAACACUGGAUGACCUCAUGCAAAGCGAGAGGACGUCCAGCGUUGUUUCAGAGUCAAACUCCAUUCAAACUCCAUGAAACUGCCGGAAGUGUCUCUAGUGUCUGUCCAUCUAACCUAAUAUAAUCUAUGCUUAUUAGAGAGUUCUGGGAGUUGUACAUUGCUACAAAUCUUUUCCCAGAAUGUAAUUAGGUCAUCGUUAUCAUUAUGAAGACAAGGCUUCUACAAAACAUUUCUUCCUCUUCCAUGUGAUGAGUCAGUGAGAUAAACCUGUAAAAAAGGUCAUGUAACUGUAAGGGAGAACAUAAACUCGCAAUGACAACAACAAACUGAAUAAUACCCAAUGCAACAUUGUCUCCAAAUCUUCACUGAAGUAAAGAAAUUGUGUAAUUUCCAAUACUAUAUAUAACUCAUCAAGUAAUUACACAAAUGAAUGGGUUUUUUUGGAUAGUCGGAUGUAUUUCCUCUAUCUGGAUUCUCAGCCUUCAUUAGUGAUGACGCUUUCAUGGUUUUUCACUAAAGUGAGAAUUGUUGGGAAUUGUAAUGUUUUAGAUUGCAAUGUUAAGGGAACAUGGAUGCUGCACCCAGACCACUUCAAUGAGAUAGGUUGGUUUGGGUGCCUUUAGUGUGCCUUUAAAAGCUUUCCCUUCCCUCACUUUGGUAACACACCUUGCUUUAUCUCCUGCAACUGUGUCAUCCAAAAACAAUUUAGCCUUUAUUUUAAACUAUUCUAGCAAACUAACUUUCCUGUACAUGACAUACAUGCCACCCUUACCUCUUGUGUCACUAUGCCCCACUCCCUUUAGCAUGUAAGCUCCUUUAAGCAGGGUCCUCAAUACCCUCUGUUCCCUCGCCUUGUUGCAGAUACUUGUCUGUUAGUCCACCCAUUGUACUGUUCUGUGAAAUUAGUUUGUGCUUUAUAAAUAAUAAUAAUAAUAUCCCAACAUAAAAGAACAAUUUUCUUUCAAUACCACCAAUCAAAUAGGUUAAGUGAGAACCGGGUCCAACUGCACAGGAUGGAAGUAAUCCUUUCUAUUAGAUGAGGCACAUCUAAUGGCUUAAUGAAUCCCUGUGUUCCUUAAGUCCGAGAGAAUUAAAGGGGUAUAAAACUGAAGGUAAUUGGAGAAGGAGAAAGUGACAUAGAAAGAAGAGAGAAAGUGGGGGGAAGAGUAAAAAAAACAGGAUGGUGGGUGGGAAAUUAGAUGAAAAGAAAAAUAGAAUGGGUGCUGUAUUUAGACAGUUAGAAAAAGCCUGCAGCGCCACCACCGCCACCACCCACCAACCCAGUGACGGCCAGCAGGAGAGACCAGAGACCUGACCUGGGGAGCCCCAAGCCAGCAACCCCCAACCACUCUACAUCCCUCAGGUCUAGUGAUAUAUUCUGUUUGCUUCUCCACAUCUUGCGGUGAAAUCCUGUUUGCUUGUGCAAAGGAACCUCUACUAAACAGCACUUUCAUAGCCUGGUGCUCGCACAAUAUUGAGCUAUGCAAUUAGCAGAGGUACCGCUGUACCUGCAUUUCCACUUGCAAUUAGUACCAUUAUAGCAUUACAAAGUUAAAUCCCAAGUAGAAGAACAGAUCAGUGGAGGCUGAUCUAUAGGGGUAGCGGAGUCACUGCCCCAGUGACUCACCCAGUUUUUGUUGCAAAAAUAAAAUAAAUCAGCAUUGUAUGAACUGCUAAUAAUAGUAAAAAUAUGUGCCUGUCAUGAAUAUAUCUGCAGUUUCAAUUUUGCCAUUCAAAUUAUAAUUCUCUUUCUAAAACAUUGUAAGGAAUUAGGAUAGCAGAAUAGGGCAGAACAUGUGUAAAUUUCAGACGGACCAGUAGAUGUCAGUGUUCUUCUAGCAAAGAAAUAUAGAUAUGCAGUAACCAGACUAAAGAAAACACUCACAGGUCAAUUCACUCAUUUGAGAUAUUUUGGGAAUAAAUUUAAAAGGUUACUCUGAGCACUUCACAGAUUUCAAGUGGUUAUGGUGCCUGGAGUCUGUAUCUGCAGUGUUUUUUGCUGCUUUUCAAAACUCUGUACAUACAGAGAUUAACCUCUGCUGCUGGAGGUGUAACUCUGACAGAGUCAUUGGGUGUCAUAAAUCAGCCUGGAACAAGAGCUCCGUGGCUAAUGUUAAAACUGUGCAAAUUGUUGUCUGCAUGCUGGUGCCAGACAGACUAUGGCGGCAAGCCUUCCUCGCCUAUGGUGAAGGAGAGUGACGUUAGCGGACUCAGGCUACAGGCUGACCUUGGAGUUGGUGCUGUGUCUGAGGUAUGUUUUAUCUUUUAUCUAUGUAUUUAUCUGUUGGGGAAAACUAUACCAGCAAGGGUUACUGCAUCCAAAACCCAUAGUUUAUGAAAGCACUGUUUUUUGGUUGGAGUAAAUCUUUGAGGGUUAAAGGAUCACUAUAGGGUGAGGAACACAAACAUGUAUUCCUGACCCUAUUAUGUUAAAACUACCAUCUAGCCCCCCUGGACCUCUCAUGCCUCCAUAAAUAUAGCAAAAUCUUACUGUAUUCAAGCCAGAGGCUGUAGAUCUGCAUGCUGUUUGACUCAGAAUAGCAAGCUGUCUAUUGACAUCAGCAGAAGUGGUAGCCUGAUCCAAUCACAAUGCUUCCCCAUAGGAUUGGCUGAGACUGACAAAGAGGCAGAUCAGGGGCAGAGCCAGCAUGAUUCAAACACAGCCCUGGCCAAUCAGCAUCUCCUCAUAGAGAUGAACUGAAUCAAUGCAUCUCUAUGAGGAAAGUUCAGUGUCUGCAUGCAGAGAGAGGAGACACUGAAUGUUUGGAUGCAUUUUAGACAGCCAUGACCCAGGAAGGAUCUCUAACAGCCAUCUGAGGAGUGGCCGGUGAAGUUAUCACUAGACUGUAAUAUAAACACUGCAUUUUCUCUGAAAAGACAGUGUUUACGGCAAAAAGCCUGAGGGUAAUGAUUCUACACACCAGAACAAAUUCAAUAAGCUGUAGUUGUUCUGGUGACUAUAGUGUCCCUUUAAUAUAGCCAGACUGGAAAAAUUCAGCUAUGCUUUCAGCUUGGCUAAUUUGGCCUUAAAUUUGAAAUUCAAUAAUAACUCUGUCAGUAUUAUUUAAUAAAAGUCAGAAUCUAAAAUGAGCACCAAGAAUUUCCAGAAUCUACUUACAGAACCUCAGAAUUCAACAGCAGCAAAAAGUAACUACCCCCUGGAAGACUAUACACAUGCUUUUUUAAUAAUUUUAUUAUUAUUAUUGUUUUUUUUUUUUUAAAGUAUGUGAGAAUGUGUUAUUUGACAGGAAAUAUGUAUUCACUGUUUAACCCCUUAACAUCAUUACGGCAUACUAUGCUGUCCUGCAAAAACAGGGCUUUAACACCGUUAUGGCGGCAUAGUUCACCAUAACUAUCUAGCCCUGCAGGGAUAGCGGACACUUACCUUCUGCAAUCGCGUUUGGGGAUCGGGGGGAUUGCCUGUCAGCCCAGAAAGUCCCCCUGCAGCAAAUCCACCCUUCCAGGCUAUGUGAUCACGAUGACAUUGCGAUCACAACACCGGAUCGGUAGUGAACAUCACUGUCUGCAGGGGGACUGUCUGGGUUGUCAGGCAGAUCCCCAAAGCUGUAACAAAAAAACAAAAAAAUAUUAUAGGAAAAGAGUUAAAUAAUAUGCAAUCAUAUAAUAUAAUAAUAGAAAAUAUCAUAUACAUAAUUUCAUUCUUAAAAUAUUUUGAUAUUAAUAUAUAUAAAUAUCAAAAUACACUAAAAUAAAUAUAUAUAUAAUUUCACCUGCCAAAGAUAGGGUACAUUGAAGUUGUGGCAGGCUUAUGCAAUGUAUGAUCAUAUAAUGUAACUAAACCCCCAUUAUUUUUGCCUAGAUUAGGUGGGUUUUAAAAAACUAAUAAAAUCUGUUAACAUUGAAGUUGCUGUUUAGUGGAUAGGAAGCUGAGUGCGUUUAGUGGAUAGGUGAGUGCGUUGGAUCUUCUGUAUUAUAUAAUUUCAUUCUGUGUAUUUUGAUAUAUAUAUAUAGUUAAUACAUUGCUAAGCACCAGUCAAGCCGUAAGACUUGCUUUUCCUACAGAACUCUCACUUUUACAGUGCUCUCACUACUGCAAGGGAUUCUGGGUAGGCGUAUGCAAAUUAGUUCAACAAAGAACCACAUUUUUGCCUCAUAAUUCCACUCUAUACAUGGAUUCCUUGUAGUAUGUGUCUGCUGUAUACAACAGCUUUGAAACACAACUCAGGAAGAGGAGCAAAGCCAGCAAACCACUCAUGGACAGCUGUUUCGUUGUCAAUGCAACUCAUCAGCAUGAGGUUGUUUACUGGCUUGCUUUAUAGGCUUGGCGUUACUUGUAAAGUACAUACCAAUCUAGAUGUGAUCGGAGACAAUAAAAAAAAAAUUAUAAUUCUGAAACUUAUCAUGAAGCCCUCUGGGGUGCAGUUCUUUGGAGAGCUAUAUAUACAAAUAUUUUUAUUUUUUUUAAUGUGUAUAUAUAUAUGUGUGUGUGUGUGUGUGUUUGUAUUAUUACAUAAUUAUGUGAUUUUGGUUUUUAGUCUGUGAUCCAGUUACACAAACUUGAAACCUUUUCAAAGAUGGCUUCCAUGGCUUCUGAUGCUCUUCACGUGGUCUCAGUCAGUCACACACCAGCUAGCAAAUCCAGACACACAGAAUUCGAAAUGUCAGGGCGCCCUUUUCCAUUGCGCGUAAUGUUUCCUGUAUGCAAACAAGCUGUCUUACAACCGCCUGUUUAAAACUAUCCGUAUAUUAUUCCAUUUUGUUUGCGAAACAUCUUUCAUUCUGUUUUUGGAUAACACGUGCGGACAUUUUACUCCCUCACCUUGAUGGUGUGUUACUUGUAUUGCUGCCUAUAAACAUUAUUUCGAAUCUAUACAGACAGGCGCGACUAGGACAGCCCUCAUCGAGUUCACAACGUCCAAGCAGGAUACCCGGCGCCAAAACAGCGCGCAGCUUGAAGCAGCGGCACGGACUAACUGCCGGCAGACAGAGAGACAGAGAGAGCACUCAGGGUGUGUAUAGACCGGCAUGGGUGUAUGAGAAUGAUCUAUAUACUGUAGCUAUAUGAGAUCGGUGUAUUGUGGACUGAGACUCCUAUCACUGUGAGCCAGCUUGUGUCUGGCUGAGAGUCAUGGGAGUUAGUGUGCACAAGGCAUCUCCAGCCACAUAUCAGCUGACACUCUCAGCCAAUGAAUGACCUGAAAACUUGACUUGGUAAAAGUAGAAUCCAAAUCCCCACUUUGGCUGUGAGGCACUGCAGGCACCUAGUGUGACCCACCCACAUACAUGUCACCCCAUUCAUUGCAAAUAGAGUGAACUUUGUCACCAGGGAGCACCGGCGCAAUAACUGCUACAGUGACAUGAAGUGGUUAUGGUACUGUCACUUUUAAAAGACCGCUAUAGGCAACCAGACUACUUCGACUCAAUGAAGUGGUCUGAGUGCAGUGGCCCUGUCGUUUUCCUCCUGCAGUGUAAACCAUUGCGCUUUGUAGAUCUGAUCAUCUUUACAUUGUAGUGUUAAAUCAUACCGCCCAGUUGACCCUAUUGUGGAGGGUCAGUACCUAAUUUGAGCCCCUAAUGUCCCUCUUUCUUGGAGCUCCACAUUGUUGGUGUGUCUUGGUGUAAAACAGAGCCCUACAGCGGUAAUACUCGCAGUAAUCAUUUCUUUAAACUACAACAAAUGUGUUUACACUGUGUGUAAAUAAGAUAAUUAUUUAUCGUUCUAAUUUACAUUUUAGUUGCAUAAAUUGUUGAGUAAAUUACAUGAAAUUUCUCAGAACCACACCCCCACUCAUACUCCUAAAAUUAAAGUGUCCAUCUUCUGUCCAUGCUGAGAAGUAUGGAUAAACAAUCUUUAGUGGUUGUCUUUCUGACAGCCCCUAAAGGGUUCAUCUGCUCCUACAACUGAGUUAGACUGCUUUAUGUGAAGUUCAAUGAACUCACGCAUUGCAUGAUGGUGUUUAACUUCCUCUAAUGCUUUUUUGAUUUAUUUAAAGGACCACUAUAGUGCCAGGAAAACAUACUCGUUUUCCUGGCACUAUAGUGCCCCGAGGGUGCCCCCACCCUCAGGGAUCCCCUCCCGCCCGACUCUGGAAAGGGGAAAGGGGUAAAAACUUACCUUUUUCCAGCGCUGGGCGGGGAGCUCUCUGCCUCCUCUCCUCCUCCGAUCCUCCUCUUGGACUGAAUGCGCACGCGCGGCAAGAGCUGCGCGCGCAUUCAGCCCGUCGCAUAGGAAAGCAUUUAGAAUGCUUUCCUAUGGACGCUUGCGUGCUCUCACUGUGAAAAUCACAGUGAGAAGCACGCAAGCGCCUCUAGUGGCUGUCAAUGAGACAGCCACUAGAGGAAAUUGGGGAAGGCUUAACCCAUUCAUAAACAUAGCAGUUUCUCUGAAACUGCUAUGUUUAUAAAAAAAUGGGUUAACCCUAGAAGGACCUGGCACCCAGACCACUUCAUUAAGCUGAAGUGGUCUGGGUGCCUAGAGUGGUCCUUUAAAAAAACAAACAAAAAAAAACAUUUAGGGCCGGUUUCCCCAAACUCCGGCACUCCAGAUGUUGCUGAACUACAACUCCCUUGAUUCUAUGAAUGAAAUAGGCUGUGAAUCAUGGGAGUUGUAGUUCAGCAACAUCUGGAGGGCUGGAGUUUGGGGAAGCCUGAUUUAGGGGGUCUCGUGAUCUAAACAGUGAGUAGUACACUUUUAGUGCUAGGAAUUCACGUCUGUAUUCAUAACACUAUAGUGUUCCUUUAAAGGGACACUAUAGUCACACAGACAUACUUGAAAACGAGAGAAAUCUCAAUGUAUCUUUCCUGGUAAAAUAUUUUAUAAAUAAACAACCUCAUGCUGAUGAGUUGCAUUGACAACGAAACAGCUGUCCAUGUGUGGUUCACUGGCUUUGCUCCUCUUCCUUAGUUGUGUUUCAAAGCUGUUGUAUACAGCCGACAUACUCCAAGGAUCCAUGUAUAAAGUGGAAUUAUGAAGAAAAAAAUGUGGUUCUUUGUUGAACUAAUUUGCAUACGCCUACCCAGAAUCCCUUGCAGUAGUGAGAGCACUGUUAAAGUGAGAGUUCUGUAGGAAAAGCAAGUCUUAUGGCUUGACUGGUGCUUAGCAAUGUAUUAACUAUCAGGGCUAGGCAACCUUCGGCACUGCAAUUGUUGUGGACUACAUUCCCCAUAAUGCUCUUACACCCAUAAUGCUAGCAAAGCAUCAUGGGAGGUGUAGUCCAAAACAUCUGGAGUGCCGAAGGUUGCCAAUGCCUGAACUAUCUCUCUCUCUAUAUAUAUAUAUAUAUAUAUAUAUAUAUAUAUCUAUAUAUCUCUAUAUAUAUCAAAAUACACAGAAUGAAAUUAUAUAAUACUCAAGAUCCAACGCACUCACCUAUCCACUAAAUAGCAACUUCAAUGUUGACAGAUUUAUUUAUUUUUUAAACACCUAAUCUAGGCAAAAAUAAUGGGGGUUUAGUUAAUUAUAUGGUCAUACAUUGCAUAAGCCUGCCAUUAAAGUGGUCUGGGUGCAGUGUCCCAGUCACCUUAAAGAAAUACUAUAGUGUCAGGAAUACAAAGCUGUAUUCCUGACCCUAUUGCUCCCCCUCUCCACCCUACCUUGCACAUCCUCCUCCUUGGUGAAUAAAGGGUUACACUUCGCCCCUUCCAACGUCCCGCGACGAGCAGAUGCUAAUGCUGCGGCAAAUGCAAAAAAAAUAUGACCGUGGAUGCCUAUAGUGUCCCUUUUAACCCAGUAAUUGUAAUAAUUUCAAUUAUUGAUAAAAUACCUACCAGAAGACCCCUAGAGGCAAGCACUAUAGUUUCUGUUUAAGUAUUGCAGUAUUCAUCCUGGUUGGAGUUAUUUGUAACCAUUUUUUUUCAUUAUAGGUGCAAGAGAAGCAGCAGAGAUGCACAUAAAAUCUAUUAUUAUAGAAGGUUUCAAGUCAUAUGCCCAGAGGACAGAAAUAAAUGGCUUUGACCCCCUGUUUAAUGCCAUCACUGGGUUAAAUGGUAGUGGCAAGUCCAACAUUCUCGAUUCCAUCUGUUUCUUGCUUGGCAUCUCCAAUCUGACACAGGUAUGCAAAGGGCUUGGGCAGAUAUUAUAAAUUUAUGUCAGACAGGGAUCAAAAUAUCUACUCAUGCUGUCACCAUGAGCGAGGGAAAACUGAGCCCUGGUGAGGUAGCCGGGAUAAGGAUGUCUAAUUUUACCCAUCAAUGUAAAAUCAUUGUGGCAGCCGGAUGGAACUAAAUCUACAGCAGCUUUCGGUAUUUUGGAGACUCUUGGACCAGAGCUUCUGCCAGUGGGAACAUGUCAGGCAACAGAUUGCUGUAUAUUUUAUCACCAAUUAGCUAUGCUCACUGGCAGCUUAUGAUGUUACAUCCCUCCAGGGUGAACCUCAUGGAAACAGCACUGAUCUGUAUUUGAUUACGCAGAACUGCGCAAUGUAAGUUAAGAUGUGGUAAUAGCAAGAUGGUUGUGAAAUUGACCCUUGGGAUGGUAAAGGGGUUGUUGGAUGUGACAUUAUAUUGGGAAAUAAGGAUUUUAUAAGGGAUAUGGUGGAAAAAAAACAAAGGCUCGCCACGUAAAAAAUAACACUUUGAUCUUUGAUCUGACUAAUGGUCCUAAGUACAAAUUUAUCCCUUCAUUUACACAGUCUAACACUCCAUGACUGAAAAACAAAAUAUUUUUCACACACUUUUUUGGUCUUACUGAAGACUUAACUGUGUUGUGUAUGUGUUACAUUUAUAAUAAACUUUGCAACACUAAGAUAUAUUGGAUGCCAGCCGUAACUCGUAGUUUGUUUUUGGUUUAAUAUUUUUCCAUUGUUCUCUGUAUUACUAACUGUAGAUGUUUGUGUACAUUUACUUGCUAGGUGAGAGCCUCCAACUUGCAAGAUCUUGUCUACAAAAAUGGCCAAGCUGGAAUUACCAAAGCCACUGUUUCAAUCACCUUUGACAACCAUGACAAAAAGCAGAGUCCCUUAGGCUUUGAAGCACAUGACGAGAUUACAGUGACCAGACAGGUAGUUUAUCAAUAUCCAAUCCAAACAUGUUGUUCCCGGUAUAUCAGUGUUGUAUGUUUGAAGUUCUAAAUCGGGAUGCUAAUGCCAGUUUUCAAGAACUAUCGAUUUUACAUUAUUGGGGGAUUUCCAAAUUUGCUGAAUCUUGGAAAUCUAGUUUUUGUAUUAUAUUAAAGUGACUUACUUGGCCUGUAUAAUUUGUCCUGUCCUUGUGAGUUGAAUCCAUCUGAUGCUUUAGAUUACCACACUGAUAGCACAAGUGAGCUACAAUUCUCUCUUAUUUCUGAAAAGAGAGUACAGGCUUGCGCCAUAACAUCAGCUAAGUGAAGUGGUUUUGUUCCCUAGUGACCCUUACAAAUAUGAAAUUGUUAACAUUUUUUUUUUUUUUUUUAAAUCAAAAACAGUAUAAAUAAAAUAUAAAGGGAGCCUCUGUCUACAAGUAAAGCAGUAAUAAUGGAAAGUAGUGUCUCUAGUAUGCCCUGAUUUUGUCAUAUAUAUUUGUUUGCACAAUACAUAGCAUACAUUGAAAUAUCAAGAACAUGUAUUAUUUAUGUUUAGUAUAGAAAGAGAUUUGCUAAAGGAAAAUGAAAGUACAAGUUUUCUAUUGUACUCAUCAGCAUUUGCAUCUUAUUCUUUAGAGUGGAACUGAAUAGCAUGUUUCUAUGUGACUAAAUAUAUGGGUCAGUAGUCCAAGUGGAGGAACUGUCCUAGUUCAUUGUUGCUCUUUAAGAUCUAUUAUAUUCAAAAGCAUUGUGGGUUUGGGCUUUGUGAAGUAUAACCGUGCUUGUUAAUUAUAUUAAUUAAAAUUCUCUAUGAUGGCUUUACCCAAGUCCGUGACAAUCUUCAAAUGCUUUGUUUUUUCAGUUGUGUGAGAUAGCUUAACUCAGUUUACAUUCAUAAUGUUUUUCAUUUUUAAGGUUGUCAUUGGUGGCAGGAACAAAUAUUUAAUCAAUGGAGUAAAUGCCAACAACACUCGUGUGCAAGAUCUUUUCUGCUCUGUCGGCCUCAAUGUAAAUAAUCCUCAUUUUCUUAUCAUGCAGGUAAUUAUUGCGUUAAUAGCAUGGAUAUCUUGUUGCAAACUGCUAUAUUGAAAAUCAAAAUGCUAAAUCCUCACAUAUGAGCACAAACUAGCAGCGUGUUACAUACUACCAGCCUUUAAAAAGUAUGGCAGUCACGAGAAUCUUAUCAGGAACACCAUAGCCAGCCGACUUAAGUGGGACACCAUGUAUUGACACCUUCCCCAUGGCCAUCUCUUCUUCUUUUUUUUUUUUUUUCCUUCAACUAUAUCUUCAUUUUCUGUCUUUUUUUCCCUCUAUUAAGUAAGGUACUGUACCAUCCCUUGUUAAUUUUAAAACACAGAUCAGGGGUGCGAUAUGUUUUAUUGUAUCUUGAUACAGACAAUACAUAUAUUGUACUGAUGGCUGUACUUAAGUGUAUUUUUAUACCAGAUGGACCAGAUGACAGUCUAUGCUGUUAUGCAGUGCAGGACUUUAAUGCCCAAUGACGGCUUAGACUGUCAUGCAGUAUAAGUACCAGCAGGGGCCCCAGACUAACCUAUGCUGUGUUUGCAUAGCUCAGUGUGUGCUAAAAUCAGGAUUUUAAAUGGGGAUUUAAUUCCCCAUUGUAACAAUGCAGUGUGAACAGGGUUAAAUCCCACACAAGCUUAGUGAUAAAAUCCCUCACAAACUUUGUGAUAAUUUGGUAGUUUUUUGUGGGGUAAUUUCAAUAGUCCAACUGCUAUAAUGCCCCAAUAUGACACUUAUCUAUCCAUAAAAAUCCUAACGGUAAAAGCUGAAAUGGCCAGGUCUCUUAUAUGGCAUUGUAGUUUCACAGGAUAGUGGCAAAAGCAUUCAUCGGACGUAUUGUUGUACUCAGAAGACGUAGCUGAACACAAUAUGGGAUUUGUACAAUAGUAUCACACAUCAGGUUUAUGAAAUACUUGUUUAUAUGUGUGUGUGUUAAAAACAGGGGGAAAUAAAUUUUACUGCAAUAUUUAGUAGAGAUUGGCAAUUAAAUGGCUACAUAAUAAGUGUCAAAAUACCCUUAGAUAAAUGGCUUAUGAUGUCUACUUUAUUAAAAUAUAUACUUUUGUGUGGCUCGGACACAAAAGUUUUUUUGUGUGUCCAUAGAAAAUUUUACCCCGAUGCUGGCCGCUUUCAGGAGGGACGUGGGGGAGUGGUCGUACCCCCACAUCUCCUGGCUUGGACAAGUCCAAGUAGCCAAAAUGAAUUUCCUCCCACGGCUCCUAUAUCUGAUGCAAGCCAUACCCAUUAAGAUCCACCAGAUGUACUUUAGAUUUCUCCGUAGGGUGAUGGGGGGGGUAUGUGUGGAACGGGAAGAAACCUAGACUUAAAUAUUCACAACUCGCACAACCAAAGGAACAGGGGAGUCUGGCACUACCAGACUUCCACCUAUACCAUGUGGCGUGACACCUCCUGCGAGUCCUGGAAUGGACGAAAUCCAAUGUACACAAACAAUGGAAGGCCAUAGAGGAAGCGGACCUCGGGAAACCCAUAGCCCUCGCUCCAUGGCUGCUGAGAGAGAGAGGGGGAGAUGUGCCCGCAUACGUGAGGACCACCCUCCGGGUGUGGCACGAGACGGCAGACCGAUGUGGCCUUACCCCAUACCCUUCCCCAUUACUUCCCUUAACGUAUAACACAAACUUUCCACCAGGAUUGGACCCCCUGGCGUUUAGAGACCUCCUCGCAGACCCACUGCCCAGACUAUACCACAUAUGCACACGGGGGAGGAGGGCCAUAUCUGAUAUAGUAUAAAAUGGGAAGCAGCACUGAACCAAAGCUUUAGCGAUAACGAAUGGGGGAAGAUAUGCUUACUAACACACCACUGCGCAGUAUUUAGCAAACAACAAGAAACAGCAUAUAAGCCACUCACACAUUGGUAUCGUACCCCUGACAUCCUACACAAGAUGUACCCAGACCACCCAGCACAAUGUUGGAGAUGUGGGGCCUUGGAAGGGACCCCAUUACACAUUUGGUGGGAUUGCGGAAAGAUAAAACCCUUCUGGCAGGGGAUACACAGAAUGCUACAGAUAUUUGCAGAUCAGCCACCCCCUCUCGACCCUGCUGCGAUGCUCCUCCAUCAUCCCACCACACCAAGUAACAGGUAUAAAAGAUCAAUCACAAUUAGGAUACUCAACGUAGCCAAACAACUCAUCCCACAACACUGGAGGAGCACGGACGCACCCACAUUAGACAAAUGGUUUACCCAAAUGGAAGAAUUAAAGGCAAGAGAAGCCAUACAUAUGAAGUCUUCUGACAGAACACAAAGAUACCUUGACACAUGGACACACUGGAUACUGACAAGGGCAGGGGAGAGAUUUGCGGACAAACUCCAAGACAGAGGGGGACCCCAGUAAACCCCCCAAAUAUCACACUGACAGAGAUAAUAAAGCAGGAGAUACAUAACCUGACUACAAAUCCAGCUCCCUCCCAAACUCGGGGCCGAACAAGACAGGGACAGUCUCAUAACCCCUACUACCCUUCCCACUUCCCACACCAUGGUGACAUACAUUACUCCACACCCCACACACUGAACUGUGUGAAAGAGAGUUACCAUUCCAUGCAAACUAUCAGUUCAUGACCUACUGAACCCCAGACACCCACAUACAAAAUGAUUCCUAUGUAUAUUGGCAACCUAUCAGAAGGGACCUGUGAGUCCCAGGUAGAUAACAUGAUGUUUAACCGCUAAAGACCUGCGAGUCUACCAAAAUGCGGAUCCAGAAAAAAGUCCUGCGUGCCUCAGCAUUCAUUGUUUUCUCCACUUUUGGGCACCUGCGUGUCCCAAUCUAUAUCUUGCAACCCAUUGAAGAGGCAAAACAACAAUCAAAAUAUAUUUACAAAAAAUUUUUUUUAAAUGGCAAUGUAAAGUGGGGGGGGGAGGAGAUGGGUGGCGCAUUUGUAUUUUAAUUUUUUUUUUAUUUUUUAAUAAACUUAUUUAACAUUUUGUUUUCGUCCCCCCUCCAUGCUUCUGACCUGGCCAGGGAGGGGGGAGAUGGCACGUACUGUGCAGAAGGGGCCCAGCAACACUUCUACUUCCCUUCCCAGCAGCUCCCCUGUCUAACUCUCGCGGCCCGUGUGCUGCGCGAAGAGUUGCCGUGGUAACCUGUGGCAAUGCUCUGACAUUCGCAAGAUUUAGACAGGGCAGCUGAAGGGAGCUGCUGGGAAGGUAAGUAAGAAUGUGGUGCGGGCCCUCUCGAAAUGCCGGGCCCCAAUGACUGCCCUGGUCUGCAUUAUAGGCUAUAUCGGAAUUGUAACAGACUUUUGGUUCGUUAUCUGACGCUGGACGUCCUCACGCUCUGGAUGAGGACCUCCAGCGUCAGAUUUUUUCCCAUAGGAAAGCAUUGAUUCAAUGCUUUCCUAUGGGGAGGUCUGAUGCGCGUGUGGCAAAUGCCGCGCAUGCGCAUUAGACCCCGCUUGUCACAUGACGCAAGGGACAUCGGCACUGAGAUAAGAUAAGUAAAGGGAUUUUAACUCUGUAUAUUCUGGGUGGGAGUGGGAGGCAGAGGGAUCGGUAGUGCCAGGAAUACAGCUUUGUAUUCCUGGCACUAGAGUAUCCCUUUAAAGCUUAAAAAUAUAGUCUCCCUACCUUUAGUACCUCACAGAAGCUGCUGAAGGCUCUGUGGCUUACUUACCAGUUGGCAGGUUUCCAUGUUUUUGGAUUCCUCCCAUUCCUCCUUUCUUUUUUCUUGUAUUUGUUUGCUCUAAAAUAAUUUGUCGUUUUUACUUUUGUUUUAAUUUUUUUAAUGUAUUAUUUUUAGGGUCGAAUUACUAAAGUCCUGAAUAUGAAGCCUCCAGAGGUACUGUGUUCCUGUGGUAUAUGUCUGAUCUUUAUUAAAGUUACAGUAUACAGAGUUGUUUUGUCUUGCUCUCACCUGGUAAUUAGCAGCUUUGUUUUGAGAUUAGAACUCCUCAAUGAAAAACAUUUUAGUUACUUGACUCUUUGUGAUGCUACGGCGAUAUUUGUUCAGAAGAACUCCAUAAAUCUAAGAACCGCAAAUUGUGGUGGGUGGAGGGUCUGUUUCAAUUGUAGAUAUGCUUAUAAUGUCAACUUUUCAGUUCUGUCAUCUUUUUAUUUUUUUAUUUGUAAUUCAUAACUUCAUUGCAUAUUCUAAUAAUAUGGUAGCUGUUUUUAAUGCUACAGUUAUUAUAAUGCAUAAAUAUCUUUUCUACAUUAAGGCAUCACUAAUCAUUUUAGAUAACAUCUUUAUUCCAAUACUAAAUGGCAUCUUGCAUCUAUAUUUUUUUUUUUAUUUAGAGACCCUAUCAGCUCUGAAAAUAUAAGGAUUGGUAUUGGAUUAGAUUAUACUUUUCUAAAGUUCAUGGUUGCCAGAAAUUUAACCUGGCUGACAGUGCAGGGCUGCUGUGCAUGGCUUUAUUGCUGAAUGGAUGGGUGCAUGAAAAAUUACUUCUGACAACCACCUCGUAUUUCAUGUGUCAAGCAGCUAGGCAUCUUGGCAUUAGGAAUGUACUCCGAUACAUUAGUUAGAAUAAGUGUGUGUGUGUGUGUGUAUAUGUGUAUGUGUGUGUGUGUGUAUAUAUAUAAUGUGUGUGUGUAUAUAUGUGUGUGUGUAUCUAUCGAUAUAGAUAGAUAUAGAUAUUGAUAUUAUACACAAACACUGACAAAUAGUACAACCUCUGCUGUGAUUUUACAUAUGAGGACAUAAGAAACCUCUUUUCCUUAGUAGUUUUUAAACUGUGUCUUAGCAGGUCUUAAAAUUAGGUAAAUACAACCACAGAUGAACAACACAUUACAUAUUACACAGUGCCAUGAUUUGGGCUAAAUAUAUGUAUCUCGUUUUUUCUUUCUUAUGUAAAUAUAACAUUUGGAUGACUUGAGUUCUAUUAAGGUUCUGUCAGUUAGGACAUAGUGAAUGGUGUCAUGCAGUUUUGUGUGUAUUCCUGUUAGCAGAAUAACAAGAUACAACUGUACAGUGUAAUGGUCUUGCCACUAAAUUGCACCCUAUUAAUGUUGUUACAGAUUCUAGCUAUGAUUGAAGAAGCUGCUGGUACCAGGAUGUAUGAAUGUAAGAAACUUGCUGCCCAAAAAACAAUUGAGAAGAAAGAAGCCAAGCUCAAGGAAAUACAGACGGUAAAUCCUUAUUAAGAUUUAUCAACUAAGUCAGUUUAAGUCAAAUACAGAUUACCAGCCACUUGUGUACUUCACAAAGGCACUCACUGUACCAUCACCACUACAGCUAAAUAUAUUGCAUUACUCACACAACAGGAAGGUAUUUGGUGCCUCUGGAGCACCAUUACAACCCUCAAAAACAAUUUGACACCCAUGGGGAGUAUGGAAACCAAGGCCUAACAAAGCAACAAACUAAUUUUUAUAAUUGCACUUUUAAUUGUAGAACUCGAAUCAUGGAUCCUAUGUUACACAUAAUCUUAUGUUUUAUAUAUUCGUUUCUUCUUGUUAAUGUAGAUUCUGGAAGAAGAAAUAACUCCAACCAUCCACAAACUAAAAGAGGUAAGUGUUCAAAUCAGAGAGAAUAUUUAAAAACAUGGGCCUUUUGUGUUUUAUUUACAGGGACAACUAGCCUUAUUUUGGAAACCUUUUUUCCAAAAAUCAUUACUACUGGCUGUAAAGAUUGUAAUUUACAAAAACUUCAGACUACACCCGCAUUAUUAUUUCUAAUGUCUUUUUGUCCGUUGAUGGCAUAUGUUCCCUUUCUAGCGUUUUAUUUCUGGUUGCAGAUUAUUGUAUAACAUUGUUUUGCUGUGACUCUGUAACUUUAACAUACUUUUACAGACAAAUGGCCUAUAUGUAUUUGUUAUAAUUGUUCCAGCUAUGUAAUGUUUUAAAACACCUUAAAUUUUAAAUACGUGUUACUUGGUGUCACAAGACCUUGAUACGAUUGCUAAUGUCCUUUGCAUUCUUUAUUUCCUUUUGAUAGGAAAGGUCUUCUUACUUGGAGUACCAGAAGAUCAUGCGAGAAAUAGAACAUUUAAGUCGUCUCUAUGUUGCCUACCAGUUUGUUUGUGCUGAAGAGACCAAAGUGCGCUGUGCAGAAGAACUAAAUGAAAUGCAGGAAUCAAUACUUAAGCUUCAGGAAACCAUGGCAGAGAAUGAAAAAAAAGUGAAGGAGCUAGCCAAUGAAAUCUCACAGAUUGAGAAAACGAGAGAUCAGGUAUGUAUUUUCUCUGAACUGUCAUUAAAGUAAACUAAAAUUAAAGGGACACUAUAGUCACCAGAACAACUACAGCUUAUUUGUUCUGGUGAGUAGAAUCAUUACCUUCAGGCUUUUUGCUGUAAACACUGUCUUUUCAGAGAAAUGGCUGUUGGAGAUCCUUCCUGGGUCAUGGCUGCCUAAAAUGCAUCCAAACAUUCAGUGUCUCCACCCGCUGCAUGCAGACACUGAACUUUCCUCAUAGAGAUGCAUUGAUUCUAUUCAUCUCUAUGAGGAGAUGCUGAUUGGCCAGGGCUGUGUUUGACUUGUGCUGGCUCUGCCCCUGAUUUGCCUCCUUGUCAGUCUCAGCCAAUCUUAUGGGGAACCAUUGUGAUUGGAUCAGGCUACCACUUCUGCUGAUGUCAGCAGGCAGUGUGCAGGUCAAAGGUAACCGUGACAAAGCAAGCAGCUCCAGACUUGAAUACAAGUAAGAUUUUACUAUAUUUAGGGAGGCAUGAGGGGACCAAGAUGGCUAGAUGGUAGUUUUAACCCUAUAGGAUAAGGAAUACAUGUUUGUGUUCCUGACCCUAUAGUGCUCCUUUAAAUGUUUUCACAUGUACUUGUAUGAAAUUUAGAAAAUCGCAAAUGAUUCUGACACGUGGGUUGGAGUAUUUGCUUUUUUACCUUUAAUUUUUAAACCUUGCUCCAGUAAAAUAGCUUGGCUAAUGUUUCUCAUAUUUUAAAGAGCUAAUUUUUCGGUUGCAGGAAGUUGGAGGACAACUGCGUAUAUUAGAAGAAACCCUCGCUGAGGCACAGAGAACUGAUGCCAAGGCACAAAGCACCCUGGACCUCAAGAAACAAAAUAUGAAAGCUGAAGAGAAAAAACGCAAGGAGUUAGUGAAGAGCAUGGACGAGGUGAGCAAAGCUGUCAUUUGGAAUUUAUCAUUAACUUGUUCACUCAAUCACUUUCCUUACCAUCAUUUGAAAAUCACAGUGAGAAGCACGCAAGCGCGCUGCAUUAACCCAUAUGUAAAAAUAGCAGUUUCUUUGAAACUGCUAUGUUUAUAGAAAAAAGGGUUAACCCUAGCUGGACCAGGCACCCAGACCACUUCAUUAAGCUGAAGGGUCUGGGUGCCUAUAGUGGUCCUUUAAAAUGUUUUAUUAAAAACCUGCAGUGUCAUAUUAGAGUUUCUCUUUGUAUCAGUUUAAAGGGUUACUGCUAUCAAAAAACAGUAGGAGUCCCUGUUUUUGGCCAGAGCAACCCUUCGUGUCCCAUUCCCCAACGGGGCGAAAAACAAAUAUAGAAUAUAGCCACAACUUGCCUCAAUUCGAAUGCCAAAAUAUCACUGCAUCCUGUUCCUCCUCCCCUAACCUCAGGGUGCCAGGGAGGGCGGGCUAAGGAGAGAACAUAGGAGGCACAGAGGAGAAGGGAAUGCUGGCGUCAAACACCAAAUUGGCACAGAAUUCACAUUAGACACCUAGGUUUCUGUUCCAUGCUUGCUAAUAACGUGACUGAAGGUGGAGUUACUCUUUGGAAAGUAGAGGUGUUAAACUCUGUCUGUGUACUCCACGUUUCAUAGCGAAAUACUUUACAUACAGGCACAUAAUCACUUCUAACCAAUGAGGUGGUCAUGGUGCUUGGGAUAACCCUAUAACUGGUAAUGGUAUUUAACAGCUUGAUAUUUCUUUUCUAAGAUUGUUUUUUUGUUUUUGUUUUCUUGUAAAGGAUGCCAAGGCUUUAGGUGGCAAAGAGAAAGAAGUUAAGAAAAUAACAGACAGUCUGAGCACGUUUCAGGAAGCAUGUCAGAAGGACGCCGAGGGUUUUGCUUCUGCCCAGCAACAUUUCAAUGCUGUCUCUGCAGGGCUUUCUAGUAAUGAGGAUGGUGAAGAGGCUACUCUGGCUGGGCAAAUGAUGACAUGCAAAAAUGAAAUAAGUAAAGCUGAGACGGAGGCUAAACAGGUACCUUGAGACCUUGUGCAGAAAAAGUCUAUCUUUGUAUUGAGGGCAAACCGUAUAAGUCAAGGUGUUUUAGCCAUGUCAUGGUCCAUUGUACGACUCUACAGACCUCGAAUCUUAAUUUCAGAAUUGCACAUUCUGUUACAGUGCCAGAGAAUUUUAAGCAAUAUGUUAAGUUGAGGAAUUUUCCACAUUUUUUAAAACUUAAAUGUAUUUAGAUAUAUUGUGCACCCCAAGACAGUGCCUGAGUCCUUUCUUAGUAGAGGUAGCAAGAAAGUCAUUUACAUGAUGGCAUCCUUUUUUCCUGUACUCCGAAAACCGCAAUGAGAUCAAAUAUUUAAUUUAUUUUCAUAUUCUUUACUAUUUCAAGUAAUACUUACAUGCUGCGCAACCUUAUAAUGUCAUUAACUUUGAACUCUCCUGAGCAGGGUUGGCUGUGUCUGUGUAUAGCUUUUUGUUGGAACCAUAUCUUCUCUUAUUUACACAAGUACUUUUAAAACUGUUACCGACUAUACAACUCAAACCAGGCAAGUUAUUUUGCCCAUAGGUUUAGUUAGUGUGUUUUAUUGGUGUCUGUUUUAAAUUGUUGCACUCCUACUUCAGGCCCAAAUGAAGCUCAAACAUGCCCAGCAGGAGCUGAAAACUAAGCAGGCUGAAGUCAAGAAGAUGGACAGUGGUUACAAGAAAGACAAUGAAACAUUUGAAGCAGUGACAAAGAAUAAAGAAAAGCUGGAAGCAGAAAUGAAGAAAUUGAACUAUGAGGGUCUGUGUUGAUUAAAAGCAGUGAUGAUUGUUGAUUCAUUUGCUGAUUUGUUAUUCAUUCACUUGAUGAGAAUCGAUCAUUGGCCUCAACGAAUUAGUACUCAUACAGGCUUAUUCAUUAAGUGAGAAUUUGAGUUGAAUCCAAAGUGAAUUUCAAAUUUAAAGGACCACUAUAGUGCCAGGAAAACAUACUUGUUUUCCUGGCACUAUAGUGCCCUGAGGGUGCCCCCACCCUCAGGGUCCCCCUCCCGCCCGGCUCUAGAAGGGGGGAAGGGGGAAAAACGUACCUUUUUCCAGCGCUGGGCGGGGAGCUCUCCUCCUCCGAUCCUCCUCUUCUCCUCCCAUGCGGCUGAAUGCGCACGCACGGCAAGAGCUGCGCGCGCAUUCAGCCGGUCACAUGGGAAAGCAUUAUCAAUGCUUUCCUAUGGACGCUUGUGUGCGCUCACUGUGAUUUUCGCAGUGAGAAGCACGCAAGCGCCUCUAGCGGCUGUCAAUAACACAGCCACUAGAGGAAUUGGGGGAAGGCUUAACCCAUUCAUAAACAUAGCAGUUUCUCUGAAACUGCUAUGUUUAUAAAAGAAUGGGUUAAGCCUAGCUGGACCUGGCACCCAGACCACUUCAUUAAGCUGAAGUGGUCUGGGUGCCUAGAGUGUUCCUUUAAGGUGAAAAUAGCUAAAUUAGAAGAAUUCUGUAGGCCAGCUAUGCUUUCAGUUUAGCUACUCUGGCCUUACAUUUGCAAUUCACUUAGAAGUCUCACUUUAGUAAAUAACUGACAUAUUUUUAUGAAUAUUAUUCAAGAAAAUUAAUUUGCUCAAAUGAUCGAUCUAAUAUUCCAAUUUCUCACAAAUAAAACUGAAAUAGAUUAAAACAAAAGUCCUCCUAAGUGUGAAAAACAUAUAUGCAGAAAUAGGUUAUUUGUGGAUAUGGUUUAACUGAUAUGGAUAUAUUUACUUAGAAGUGAAAAUGUCCAGGUUUGAUAUAUAAUUGGAUAGUUAGAUGUACCAUGUGCUAUGGUGUAUGUUCAUUCAUUGCAGAUAGGGCUUUUACGUUACUGCUGUAGAAGCCAUAUUCACCAACUUGAAACACAUUCUCCAUGUAAUGGUUUCUCCGUUUUAUCACCAUUAACAAUUGAUAGCUUUACAAUUGAAUUGAUAACUUAACAAUACUUUAUUUUAAUAAAAUCCUUUGAACAAUGUUAAUAUUUAUCCAAGCUGAGAUGUUUGCAGAUCCUUUUUAAUAGAUUACCUUUUAUUGGCAGAUGGGAAAGAAGAGUUGCUUUUAGAAAGGCGCAGGGAACUCUCCCGUAAUGUAAACAGACUUCGAGAGGCAUACGAGUCCUUAAUGGCACGAUACUCCAGCCUUAACUUUGAAUACAGGUAUGGUAGACAUCCUAAUAUUCCUCCAAAUAUGCAAAACAUAUAGAUAGGUAUCACAGUAUAUUGGAUUUCUUCGGUAUGAUGGUUAUGUAUCUCGAUCUCUAUCUGUUGUACAUAGUCAAACUGUUUAAAGGACCCUCUAAGGACCAAAGCAACUUUAGCUUAAUGAAGUGGUUUUGGUGUAUAGAUCAGUCCCCACUGUUCAAUUCCAUUUAGGAAUUUAAAUCACUAUCUUUUUUGCUUUCCAAGCUACACCUCUCUUGACUGAAACUCGCACAGCCUACACACUUCCUGAAAGAGUCUAACAUUAGCUUCCCUUAUUGAGGGAGCCUGCAAUAGCCUUUUGUAUGUAAUUUUGUAAAAUGAAUGAAAAUGGCACUUUAUUUCCUGUCAUAGUGGCUGUAUACCUGGUUAUUUACUCUGUAAUUGACAGCUGUCAGUCAAAUAGUAAAAGUUAUACAAAAUAGUUUCAUAAUUUUUAAACCUUUUUUUUUUUUUCCCUUUGGGUGUACUUCUAAAAGCAGCUUACUAAAGCUGCCGAUCACUCGUGUGCAGCCUUUGCAAUUCAUGUUGUUUUGCAAUCCCUAGUCCAAUUAGAGGCUUCCUGCUGUGCUCAUAGCUUUCUAAUGUUCCCUGGGGGUCAAAAGUAUCACCUCCAAGUGUAACGCUUUUAGUUAUAAUUCUUUUGUCAAAAGUCACUCUUUUUGCAUUGUCCAUUGUAUCACAAACCAGCGUAGUUCCAAAGACAUACUCCAUUGCUUUUUCCAAUUCAGAAAAUACUUGUUUGGCAUACAUGUACUAUCAUCUCGGUGGGUUAUUUGAUAAGUAGUGUUCCACCAUCAUACCUUACCACCUACGUUUGCAUCUUCUCUAGCUGUGCUGUCCGUUUUUAUGAUACUCUAACAUAAGCUUGACAGUUCGUUUUUUAUCAUGAACAUAGGGGAAACGGGGGGGGGGGGGGGGUUGAGUUCAUGCAACAUAGUAUUUGACAGCGUUUCAGUUAUCAUACAUCAUUCAGUUUGACUACCUUGGUCUUCUUGACCUCUCAACAGCUCUGCUCUAUUGGCUUAUAUCGCAACUUAUACAGAUAUUCAGCAUCCCCAGUCCUUUGCAAAUUUUUCUUCACAUCCCUGGAGUCGAUAGGCUAUGUGUUCAUAUGAGCUAAUUACAUCUAGUUUUUGUUUAACUGCCACAGAAAGAGUUGUUUUACUUUUCCAAUGCAGCGCUACAUUGACUUUGGUGAUCACUUUUUUGUGGGGGUGUCCCACCAAUGCGGGCAGCAUGUGCAGGAGGUAGUGUUCUAAUAAAAUCAGCACUUUUAAAACUUGUCAUAUUAUGAUAGACUUCACACAUAUAAGCAAGCAGAACUACUUUGUGUUUGUGUGUGUGUGUGUAGUGUCCAUUUUAAUACCUCUUACUACCUCAUAAAAACUAGCCUAACUUAAUAGAGGGAUUUUGGUAUAUAGACCGUGCCCCUACAGUCUCAUUGCUUAAUUCUCUGCUAAAUAGGAAUUAAAUCACCAAUCACCAUAGUUUAUGCAGCCCUAGUCACGUUUCCCUGCAUUUGACCUACUGUCUCCCUUCACAUUUCCAGUAAGGAUGGAUCUAAUGUUUAAACUUCCUUUAUUGCACAGUCUGUUUAAUUUAGAAUAUCAUGUCUCCAGCUUUGUGAAGUGUAGUUGGUGCUGCGUAAACCGAAACACAAGUGAUUUAUCCCUAAAUGGCAGAGAAUUUAGCAGUGAGACAGCAGGGGCAUGAUAUAUUCACCAAAACUACUUCAUUAAGCUAAAGUUGUUUUGAUACUUAGAUUAUCCUUUUAACUUAGAAGGAUUGGAUUCCAUUAUUAUUCAGAGGAAUAUCUUUAUUUGCAUGUAUUUUUUUCAGUGCAUCUAUAAUGCUAAUGCUGGUAAAUCCUCCCUGAAGACUUUAGUAUAUUUUGCAUAGGUUUUUUUAUUUUUAUUUUUUUAAAUUCAUCAUUAGCAAUAUGAUCAUUCAAACUGACUAGUCUUAUAUGGGAAUUUGGAAGUAAUAGAUACUUAUUGAUUGAAACCUGUGAUAACUGAUAUGUUUCCAUUAAGUUCAAUGUUUUCUAUUCUACAAGGGAUCCAGAAAAGAACUGGGAUUCAAAUCGUGUGAAAGGCCUUGUUGCUUCCCUGAUCACUGUAAAAGACUUCUCUACAGCAACUGCAUUGGAAGUAGUAGCUGGAGGACGGCUGUACAAUGUGGUGGUGGAUUCGGAGGUAAUUAAAAUCAUACCCCUUAUUUUCUUUCCUAUGAAAAUGUUCUGAUAUUUUUUUGCUUCUUUACUCUUUCAGUGCCUUAUUUACCACAUUUUACUUAUUUAGCUUUUUUUUUUCCACUCAAACAACUCCAAUGCAAUUCUAUUUCAAUAAUAAAGUUAUAUUUCAUAUAUUACAGGUCACUGGUAAAAAAUUGCUGGAGAAAGGAGAACUAAAACGAAGGCUUACCAUAAUCCCACUUAACAAAAUUUCAGCUAGGCGCUUGACAACAGACACGGUUAAUGUAGCCAAAAGCAUGGUAAGUAUCAUACAGAAUGUGAUAUUAUUCCCCCAUCCUGACUUCUGUUGUGAAGGGGAAAAAUGAUUGCUAAUAUAUGCCUGGUAGGCUAAAGAGUUACAAAAUUACUGGUACCUUACGUCUGUAUGCUGGAUGUAUACUUCAAACCACACAAAAUACAUUUUUGCAGAGCUUACCUGACUGUUUGUUAUCUGCUAGUGAAUGCCAAAACAAUCAAAAAGAUACUCAUCAAAUGCUGUAUCCUGACUACACUAAUAUGCUUAGCCCUAGGUAAUAUUCCCUGCUUUUGAUUGUCUCCUGUACAUUGUAAAUUAGGCAAAAUAAUAAUUAAUGGUACUGAAGUCUUUUCAUAUUUAAUGAAUGUGCUUUUAAGUAAAUACUUGUUAUCUCAAAUUACUUUUUUUUUUCCAUACUUGAAGUACUUUUAAUUAUACAUUGUUAUAGAGAAUCUGUUUUUGAUACACAUGGUGGAUUUUGUAAUUUUUCUUCUCCCAAGCUUCAAUAUUGUCCUGGUCAGGUGUCCUAUGUUUAAGAAUAUUUUUUCUUGUUUGCAGGUGGGUGCUGACAAUGUUCAUUUAGCGCUUACACUGGUUGGGUAUGGUUCUGAAUUGGAGAAAGCAAUGGAGUACGUCUUUGGAACUACGCUGGUUUGUAAUACAAUGGACAAUGCAAAAAGAGUGACUUUUGACAAAAGAAUUAUGACUAAAAGCGUUACACUUGGAGGUGAUACUUUUGAUCCCCAGGGAACAUUAAGUGGAGGUAAUCUUUUUUUUAAAUAUUUUUUUUGGUGUGUUUCCUAUUAUUUAAAGCAAGUAAAUCAAUAACAUUGAAUAAAUUCUAGAUAAUUAUACCAAUAUUAUAGUAUGUAACUUGUAAAGGUACGCCUAGCGUGUCAUCAGUACCCAAGUGUAUCUUGAACCUUGAUGUUUAUUACACAACCUAUUGGGAUUCUUUUUUUUUUUUUUUAUAUAUAAUCUUUAUUUAAAGGGUUUCCCCCCUUUUUUUUUUCAUAAAAAAGACAAUACAAUACAGCAGUUACGUACAAAUGGUAAAGAAACAAUUUUCCUAUUUAAGAUAUUCAUCCAUAAGAUGUUUCUUUAUACAUUUCAAUUAACCAAGAACAAACAAUACUUUAGACUUACACAUCUACAUAAAAGUAUAUGUUUUGUCUCAUAUUAUUUAUUAUAUUAUACUGUCCAAAGCAUUAACAGUCAGCCUCAAUGUUCACUUUAAAUUUAUGUAGGAGAGAAAAAAAAAAAAACCCUCUAUUUAUCAAUCUUCUCCCAACAUUUCAUCCAAAUUGUUGUUUUCCUACUUAAUUUUUGUUUGCUCAAUAACACUUCCAUUUUUACUUGAAACUUAAGCUGGGCUCUAACUUGAUCCCAAGGAACUUCUCUAUCAUUUUUCCAUCUUCUAGCAAUCACAAUUUUUGCUGCUAAAAAAAGAUGGAUAAGAAUAAUUUUCGAAUCAUUUGUCAUUGCCGGCCAGUUUAAAUGGAGCAGGACAAUCUCCGGAGAGAGCCUCAACUCAAGGUUCAAGUCUACGGAUACAAACUUUUGAAUAUUAAACCACAAAUUGUUCAAUUUACUACACUCCCACCAAAUAUGCUUAAAAGUGCCUGUAUUUAUGCCACAUCUCCAGCAUAGAUGGUUUGCUGAAGAGUACAUUUUGUUCAAUUUGUCUGGUACUAAGUACCAUCUAUUUAGGACUUUAAAAUGAGUUUCUAAUAAAUUUAGCGAGUGUAUAUACUUCGAAACUUCUGUCAAUGAGAAACCCCAAUGCCUAAUAUUUAUAUCCAUAUUUAAUUCUUCUUUCCAGGCAGUUAUAGCUAUUGGAGUUUUUACUUUAUUGCACAUUUUGCUUAAUACCAAAGCUUUUGAGAGUGGUUUGUUUAUCUUGUCUGUAUUGAAAAGUAUAUUUAACACAUUAUUCAAAUUAGUGUUUGAUACGAUUAGAUGUGACGUCAAAAAACUUUUAAGUCUUAAAUAAUUAAACAGCUCUUUUGAUGGUAAGUUAUAUUCCUGUGUUAAUUGAGCAAAAGUUUUAAUUUUAUCUUUUACAAGUAGUUGAGACAGUCGCAGAAUUCCUGCUUGAUUCCAGUUUUUUUAAUUUAUGUCUGCAACUUGUUGUUCUCCAAGAUCUAAUUUUGAAUAUGUUGGAAUUUUGUUUUCUAUUUUUAGGGUCUUUUUAAUUUUAAGCCAACUAUUCAUUAAAUGUGUUAACGUUAUGUUGGGAUAAUCUUUUUUUUUUAAAAAAUUUGGUGGUGUUCCAAAUUAAACAAUCCAAGCUGGGAACUCCUCCUGCAAGUUCUGUUUUAUACCAACUUUCAUUUUUAUUUUCUUCUACUUGCAUCCUAUAUAUAUGUAAAAUUACCGCUGCCCUGUAGUUAUUUGAUAUUAGAGGAUAGGCCAGUCCUCCUCUGUUCAGUUUUUGUGUUAGUGUUGACUGACUCAAUAUUGUUUUUUUACCUUUCCAAAUAUACCGAGUAAAACUUUUCUGUAUUAAUUCCAACCAAUGGUUAGAAAUACGUAAUGGCAACAUUUGGAACAUAUAGUUCCAUUUUGGAAUGACGUAUGAAUUGACUACAUUUAUCCUUCCCCAGAAAGAUAUUUCUAAAUUUCUUCGGUUUUUCAGCCAUUUGUUAAGAUUUUGUAGUAAAUCCAAAAAGUUUAUUUCCAUUAUUCUAUUUACAUCUCUAGUCAGUUUAACUCCCAAAUAGUCCAUGUUGUUUUCGACCCAUAAAAAAUUAUAUCUAUCCUUGAUCUUAUUUUUAGUUUGUUCAUCCAAAUUAAUGUCCAGAAUCAUAGAUUUAUUUAUAUUUAAUUUAUAAUUAGAAAUUUUACUGUAACUGUCGAUUUCUGACAUUAAAAAAUCUAAUGAAAUUUCCGGUUUUGUUAUGGUAAUUAAGAUGUCAUCAGCAUAUAGACUUAAUUUCUGUUCUACAUCUAGUAUUUUAUAGCCAUAGAUUUUUUUAUUGUUUCUGAUAUUCUCGGCUAAUGGUUCAAUAGAAAGCAAAUAUAAUAACGGUGAAAGUGGACAUCCCUGUCGUGUGCCGUUUUUCAGUUGGAACCAUGGGGCUGUAAUAUUUGGUCCUUUAGUACGUGCUGAUGGAUUUGCAUAAAGGGCCAUGAUGGCUUUCUUAAUCCAACCAUCAAGACCGUAAUGCGACAAUACGGCAUCCAAAUAAAUCCAGUUGACUCUGUCGAAUGCUUUUUCAGCAUCAAUCGACAGAGCCAAAACUGGAACCCUAUUUCUAUUAGCAUCAUCUAAGAUGUUGACAAUUUUUCUAAUACUUGUAUAAGAGUUUCUGCCAGGGACAUAACCUAUUUGGGAUUCAUUUUAUCAACAUAAGGAUUACAAGUUGAUUCGUCCUCACUGGGAAUUGAAAGUUUAGAAAUUGCAGCAGGACUCCUAUUCACUCAGCUAUCAGCACAUUUUCUAGUCUUAUUGAAUUUCCCUAAAACUGUAACACACACAGUGUUUUAUCAAUUAAAUGAGUCCUGAAAAACUGUGCACAUGCAACUUGACAAUUCCUUUUAAUUUAUAUUAAUACAUAUCUGUUCAACGUGAUUCCCCCAGGUGCUCGUUCUCAAGCUCCAUCAGUAUUGUCCAAGGUUCAAGAGGUUAAAGAUGUCCAGGAGGAACUAAAAGUGAAAGAGGCAGAGUUGCAGACAGUGGACAAGGAACUCUCCAAUCUGAAGAAUACUGCCGAAAAGUGAGUAGGAUCAAGUAUAACGUUUUAUAGAGAGUGAUAAUGCUAACCUAGCUAACUUCACAAUCCCUGAACUUGUAUCUGAUAUGCAAGACAUAUCCAACCAGUAGAGACUUGUCAUCAACAAUUGUCCAUGCAUCGCCAUAGUGUUUCUUUUCAAUGGAAUGAAUAUUUUUUUAAUAAUCAAUAUGUAUUGUGUUGGCACUCUAUUACGGAAUGGUGCAGGUAUUAGAGGUAAUCCCCAUAAAGACCUCAAUUAUGUAUACAAAGAAAUAUAUGUUAUUAAUACCGCACUCACAUGCAUAACAUAUGCAUCCAAAAAAGAAUCAGUGUAAAUCUGCAAAAAUUCUUUAUUGUACACUAGAUACACCAAAUUCAUAAAAAUAGAAAAUGAAAGAAAAAGACCACUAUUGCCAAAUAUAAACAUUAAUGAUCCCUCUGUGAAUUCAUCUGUGGUGAAUGUAACAAAAUGUCAUAAUAUAUACAUCUGAAUUAUUUACAACUAUAUACAGUUCAUGAACGUCAUAUGAAUGAAGCUGAAAGUUCAUAUAUAUUCAGGUGGAUCCACCAUAAAUUGUAGAAAAAGAAAAAAAUGAGAAAAAAAGAAAAAUAUAACAAAAUGAAAAAAACUGAAAAGUUCAAAGGACUGCAAAAAAUGCACUGCUUAUUUGAUGAAAUUGGUUGGAUCUCACCAUAGAUUAUGGAUGCUUUAGAUAUGGACUGUGGAGUGAAGUCUGUUCACUUAUAGGCAGAUGUCCAAUUGAAUGCUGAAGAGAGGUUCAAAAGUAUCCCUUUGUCAGUUGAACAGCAAUCAGAGGCAAUCACAAUCUGGUCUCCUGUCUCACGUGUCUCGUGUGUGGCUGGGCUGCGUGCUCAGGACGGAAAUGCCCCUUCGAAGGCUCUAAAUUCAGGAGUGAGGUUACUGAACUUUUAUGGCAAGUCCUGGUGGCAGCCAAUGUACCUCGCGGCAUGGCCCGCCCAUCAGCCUACUUUUUUGAUAGCGUGAUGGCGUCAUCAUGCGUAAUGACAUCAUAAAUUCAACUUUGUUGAAAAGUGACAAUUUAGGCAAUCUCCCCUGAAUCUUUACUGGUGUAGAAAGGUUUAAGUAAAACAAAAAGCAAUACUUAAUCUCCAGGGAAGAGUCUUCCAUACAUGGAUCUCUCAAAGCAUUUAGGAAAAAAAGAUAAAAAGAGCAAAUUAUAGUGCAGAUUGUAUUAAAUGUAUUCCCAGAUAUUAUACUCCAAACAUAGAGGGCUAAGGAAAUACCAUAAGACAGUGUCUUGAUUUUAACAAGCUGGUAGGUAAGGAGCAAAUAGUAAUACAGAUUGUACUUAAAUGUAUUCCCAGAUAUUGUACCCCAAACAAAGAGGGCUAAGGAAAUACCAUAAAGCAGUAUCUUAAUUCUAACAAACUUUAGGUAAAGGAUUCAACUCCUUUGUGUAAGAGCCAGUUUGUUAGUAGUUCUAGCUAUGUGUUUUUGUAAACUUGCUUCAAUGUGUUUUGAUUGCAUGUUUUAAUUAUCUGUGAUAAUAAAUCCUUUACCUAAAGUUUGUUAAAACUAUGCUGCAGCUGUGAUGAUUUCUUAGUAUACACAUAGCCACCCUCUACUUGAUUUUAACCAUAUAGAUUUUUAGAUGUUCAGUUAGAAUUCUAAUGUUACGUCAGACUUAUUAGUCUACUAUUGAGGAGUUGGGGGUAUUUAGUUACUACGGUGUUACCGGAUAAUAGGAGUGGGGUGGGAACGCUGGGCUACUCUGCAUAGACUAUGCUUUAACCCUACUAUCCCUGAAUCACCUGUGCUACUAUUGGAUAAAUGUGACACUUUUUGACUUACUUUCAUAUUAUGCCUUCUUUUUCCUCCUACUAUUUAUUACCUUUUCUAGAUAUUUUUUCUAUAUAGCGAUUGUGCUUGUUUUCCUUUUUUUAAUUUUUAAUUAUUGAUUAUUAAAAGUUGUAUUUUAUUGGGCCAUGGGUUGCUUUAACUAUACUAGAAACCUGUAGGUGUACUACUUAGAUUCACUGUACCCUCCAGGUUUUCUUCUAUCUUUUUUGCUUAAUUGUAAAGCUUGUGUUAUAUUUAAAGCUGAUUAGUAGGAUAUUAGUUUAAUGUAAAGGAUAGUUUGGCGGCUGCGUGUAUCGUUGCGUAAAUUCUGCAUAAUUUGUUUGCUAAUUAAAAAUACUUAUAAAUUCUAAUACUGGUUAAUGAUUGGCCAGUCUUGUAGUAGGCUAUCAAAACACAUACAAAUGUAACUGUAUGAUAUUAAUUUGUUAUAAUAAUAAUACUCCAAACUUUAACCUUGUUAGGUAUCUGCCAAGGUUUCCUCUUCUGUUUUUGAAUAUACGAUUAUGAAAAUUGCCUUCAAGCAGAAUACCUUAUUUUUUUGCAGGUACCGUCAGUUAAAACAGCAGUGGGAAAUGAAGUCUGAAGAAGCAGAUUUGCUCCAAACCAAACUUCAGCAAAGUUCUUACCAUAAGCAGCAGGAAGAGCUUGAUACAUUGAAGCAGACUAUUGGUGAGGAAAAUAAAGUUUUAUUUCUCUUUCAUUAAAACUUGUCAUCUUUGAUCUGACUCAGGCUGUGUACAAUUGGUGAGACCAGCACAAAAACACAAACGCUGUUUACCACCAUCACCACUAUCGAGAACAAGUUGGAAAAGUAGCAAACUGUAGUCAUUGCAGUGCUUGGAGUGUUCCUUUAAGAAAAUGUAAAACCUGCUCAUUACUCCUUUCCUUCUCUGACCUGUAUUUCUAAAUUAGAGUUAUGUUUAAUGGAAACAGUGUCUUGAAACCAAACUCUUACAUGUAGGUGACUCCUGCUGGGAAAACAACAAAAGUAAUUAGAGUAAAUCUACAGGUGCCUCCCAUAAAGGAAUUGUGGGGAAAAGUAACUAAUCCCUCAACUCCAGAUCCGGGCUUAACCCGUAAUAAAUCAAAUAAUGAGGCGAAAUACGUCGACUAGUCACUUUCUCUGGACCUGAACUCCUUCUGGGAUACUUAACAUAAACUCUAACACUGCUUAUUUCAUGCAAUAUUAUAAUAAAAUGAUGGAUGUGAUGGGUAUUCCCUUCACCAUAAAAGGACAACUGUAAUCUCAAAAUAUAUAUUUAUUUUCUUUUAUUUCUUAUAUUUUCAUCAAGUUUUGAAAGCUAAAUUAAUUUUUUUUUUAAUUUUGCUUAUGUAAAAAUUAAGGAAAAACACAUCCCUAUCACAUUCUCAUUGUUUACAGAUAAUUGAAAAAGGAAAAAUAAAAAUCUCCUUCCUUUAAAAAUUCGAUAAACAGAUUAUUUUAUUAGAUGGCAGUUGUUUGUGAACUAGUCUCUCUCAUGUUAAAAGGUGAAUAAAAUUGAUAGAUUACUGGUGUAGUCUAAAGUGGCACAAUCUACCUAUAUUUCAUAUAUACUGUUAUAGAGUAAAGAAAUUCCCUUUAUUAUUUUUUUUUUUUUAUAUAAAGUGGUUUUGUUUUAAUAAGAUAAAGGAUUCCAUCUGUUUCCACAUUGAAUAUCCAGCAUUAGCAGGAAGUUCAAAUAACCCAUGCCUCUUCAAUCUCAUUUGGAAUGCUGAGAACUAUCACAGGUCUAAUUCGUUAUGUUUUGGUAAACAUGGGUUAUGGUGUCUGAAUAAGCAAUUUCUUGAGUAAAAACAGUCAUAAGUUGGCAUAGGAUUUAGGAAACUUUACUCCUUGGAAGAAAAUAAGUAAACCUCAUACUAGAAGUAAAAAAUCCUGGUAGCAAACCUUUAUUAUUUACGAAUGGUCUUAAAAUUCUGCCCCUCAAUUGAGUAUCAUUUUACCUUUGUAAUGAGAGCCUAUGUUACUGAUUUUGUAAACUCAUUCAAUUCAUGUGGGUAAUACAUUUUUGUACAGUUCAAUGCAUACUAUGUCAUUUUCAGAGGAGAGUGAAGAAACCAUGAAGAAAACUAAAGAAGUACAGCAGAAAGCAGAGGAAAAAUUCAAGGUUUUGGAGCACAAGAUGAAAAAUGCAGAAGCUGAGCGUGAGCGAGAGCUGAAGGAAGCCCAGCAGAAAUUAGAUGCAGCAAAGAAGAAAGCUGAUGCUUCCAGCAAGAAGAUGAAAGAAAAACAGCAGGUUGGUUUGUAAUAUGCAAUUACCAGUGUUUGUCGUGCUAUCGUAAUAUAUAUAUGUAGAUGGGUAAAGCUGGUUUAGCCUGCGUGUACCUCUCCAGCUGUUAUUACAUCAAAUCUCCCAUUUCCCAUGGCAACAGUUAGCACAGUGAUAAAAUGCAUAAACUGAAAACCCCCGGCUUGAUUAUUCCACAUUUUGUUUGGAUUUAGUCGUUUACUGUAUUUUUUAAGUCUAAAAUUGAGGGUCGUCUUAUACACGGAAUGCCAUUGCAAUGGUUAAAAAGAACCACUUGUGCGCGGGCCCAGGUUAAGAUGGCACCUGCUGCAUUUCAGUGUGCCACGGCCCAGACACACACACCUGGCCUCCAUUCCGCCGAUCCACUUCUGAAUGCUGUGGCAAGGAGGAAGAGGUCCCUAUACGCCUGGGAGCUGCAGCAGACAUCAACACUACUGUAAUGUCCCAUUAUGCCCACAAACUUUACAAAGUACCGUAGCACAGGGGAGGUAGGAGAAUCAGAAGUGUAUUGUUCUCCUCAGAAGUCACCUCUAAAAUAUAAAAGUUGUUCUAUUUGAUGUUUAGAAUAUCGAUUUCUUAAUUGUGGGCUCAAAACAUAGGGGUAGUCCUAUACAGGAGGGUGUGUUACACACUGAAAAAUACGGUAAUCUAGGCUUAACGAAUGUGCAGUCUCACUGAGUGUGUUGUAACAUGCUAACAUCGUCAUCUAGGUUGCAAAAACUAAAGUCCAUUGAGUUCAACUUUUAAAGUCUGACUGCCUUUGCUUUGUUUUAGGAAGUAGAUGCCUUGGUUCUAGAGCUGGAAGAACUCCGUAGAGAACAGACCACCUGUAAGCAGCAGAUCGAAUCCGUGGAUGAGGCAAUAAAAGCCUAUCAGGAGCAAGUUGACAGCAUGGCUUCAGAAGUUGCAAAAAGCAAGGUGGGAGUUUUUUACCAAGUGCAAAUGUAUGCAACUUUAUGCACUGGGGAAUUAUCACUCAUUUAAGCAAAUUGGUGUUCUACAUAUAACAAGCUAUAGCAAGGGUAAUGGUUUUUUGUUUUCAGUUUUGUUUUGUUUUUAAUUGAAUUAUUUUACCACUCCUUUUAUUAAUUGUGGCGUAUGAGUUACCUAGAUUUGGUUUCACCAUGGUGUGUUUGAAAUUCUUGUUUUAGGAAGCUGUCAAGAAAGCUCAAGAAGAAUUGGCAAAGCAGAAGGCAAUCAUUAUAGGGCAUGAUAAAGAAAUUAAAGCCAAGUCAGCAGAGGCUGCCAAGCUCCAGGAAAAUAACAAUGAGUCCCAACUAAAGAUCAAGGAGCUGGAACAUAAUAUCAGCAAACACAAAAAGGACAGCGCUGAUGCUGCUGCGAGGGUAACAUGCGAUAUUAAUUUUCAUCUUCAUUUAGAAUCCCUGUGUAACAGCCACCCUACUCCAGUCUACCACUUGUGUCCCUCUUUCAUUACUGAACCUUUCCCCAAGCAGGACAAUCUUAUCCACGAUGCUGACACAUUGGCUUCCUUGCCAGCCCAUCAAUGUUCGAUACAGAGAGAUGUUUUUCUGACUGCUGAUUUCCUCUAUUUCUCUACUAAAGCACACAAAGUAUGCUUGUAAUAGCUAUAAAUACUGCAAUUACAGAGCAUGCUCUGUAGAUUUUGUAAUGUAUUCUGAAAAUAAUCCUUAUUAUUAUUUAUUAUCAAAUCCCCUCAGAGGGCCCCGCUUUUACACUCUAAGCAGAUUUAACCUUCAUAACUAAAAUGCUCCAUUCCUUUUAAUAAUUGUGUAGCCCGCCUCCUCACUUUUUCUAGUGCCAUAAUCUCAUUCUUUAGAGCAGCUGCCCAAAAUUGCACAGCAUAUUUUAGGUUUAAAAAGGUGUACAGAAUGACAUAAAAAGGCGUAUAAAGCUUGAUGACAUAUAGCACUCCAACGCAAAUCAGCAAGAUACAAUUUUACAUUUAUACUAACCAUUAAAAGUAAGACAGAUUAAAAGCUUAUAAAUAUCUUCUUUAAAGUACACCUUUGUCGUCUGUGAUGCACAAUUUAUAUAAGCUAUGCGUACGUUUGUAAUCUCAUACAAAUGUUAGAAUGUCCAUUUUCUUGUGCAUUAGGUAGGCAAAAUGCUAAAUGACUAUGAGUGGAUUGCUACAGAGAAGCAUCUCUUUGGCCAAGCAAACACUGCAUAUGAUUUCAAGACAAAUAACCCAAAGGAAGCUGGGCAGAGGCUACAAAAACUACAGGAGAAAAAGGAGAAACUUGGCCGAAAUGUCAAUAUGAGAGCAAUGAACAUGCUUACUCAGGCAGAGGAAAGGGUAAGUGCUUAGUUAACACAUAAUGUGUCAAACUCCGACAGAUGUUGGUUCUUUAUAUACUGACUAGCGUGUACGUGUUUGCAAGUAAAGUGAUCUAGAAAUAAUUGCAUUUAUCAUUUUAUUUUAAGUACAACGAUUUAAUGAAAAAGAAAAGAAUUGUUGAAAAUGACAAGUCAAAAAUUUUGGCCACCAUUGAAGAAUUGGAUCAGAAGAAAAACGAGGCCUUGAAUAUUGCAUGGCAGAAGGUAUGUUCAGGGGAGAAGUUUUGGUUGCUAUUAUUAGGGCGGGGAACAUGUUCACACUGUAUCAUAAAUAGUUAUAUAUUGAUCCAAAGUUGGUUUGUACAUGGCAUGAAGGCAAGAUUAAUGCACUCUGCCUGCAGAGGAAUAUAAUAUAUAUAUUGUGCCUGUGCCCACAUGGCUCCUAUUUGCUCCAAUGUUGGUAAAGGUUUCCACAAACUUCAGUCGCUCACCAUUAAUAGGUUGGAGUUUUUGGGCUACUUUCUAAAUUCUGUUUUUCAUGUGCAUGAAAGAACACUUCUCAAAAGCAAUACAUUUUACAGCAGGCAGGAUUUUAGGAAAGUUUCUGCAUACAUUUAAUUGAGAAGUUAAAAAAGUCACAGUGAUUCCUGGUCAAAAAUGUACUUUUAUUUCAGAAAGACUAAUGGCUGCUAUUUGUACAGAUCUAUAGAUAAAGUUGUUUUCAGUAUUAUCUAUCAAAAAUAAAUGUUGCAUGUUGCUUUCAGGUAAACAGAGACUUUGGUUCCAUCUUUUCCACACUGUUACCUGGUGCGAAUGCCAUGCUGGCACCUCCUGAAGGUCACACGGCUCUUGAUGGGUUGGAAUUCAAAGUUGCUCUUGGCAGCACAUGGAAAGAAAACCUGACAGAACUAAGUGGAGGGCAGAGGUAAUGGGACUCUGUUUCUAGCCAUACUGAUGGUCUUACAUCAUUAUUCACUGUUCUCACACUGCACUUUUGCGAUUUAUGCUCAUGCUAGGCUCACACACAAUCUGUGUGUUUCUAUGGGCUGUCUACAAGCAACAUAAUUUAGAACGGCAAAGAGUAAGAGUGCCUUACCAACUGGAUAUUUGUUGAUGCAGCUAUGCAAAUUGUAGAGUGGUGUUCCACUAUAGUAAGGCUAUAAGAGACAUGUGCUCUUGAAAGCUAUGACUUUCUCAUAUCACACUAUAACAGCAUUGUAUUAUUUUUCUCAGGUCUCUGGUUGCUUUAUCUCUGAUCCUUGCCAUGCUGCUUUUUAAACCUGCCCCAAUCUACAUUCUGGAUGAAGUUGAUGCUGCUCUGGACCUUUCUCACACACAAAAUAUUGGACAAAUGCUACGAACUCACUUCCGACACUCACAGGUAGGAAAAUGCUCCAAAAGAAAAGUAGUUUGUUGACAUACUGUAGAGAGUCACUCUGCCUGAUGGUGCAACUUUUGGAUGAAUAAUGGAAUUUAUCUAGACGUCUGGUUUUAGAGAAGAAUGCUUAUUUCAUUAUUAACAUGAUGAAUCUCUAAAGGAUCCCUCUAACAUGUAAAAUACAAACCUGUAUUUUUCUCAGAAAAAGCAUUAACAUUGCCGAGACUAAAUCACAUGUGUUUCUGGAACUAAAACUGUCAAUUUUAGUGCUAUUGAAAAGAAUGGUAUAGACUUGAUUAUUAUGUUGGUGCACUGGAGCCUUGAAGAGGAGUUGAUUCAAUGCAUCCCUGUAGGCAGAUGCUGAUUGGCCAGGGCUGUGUUUGGCUUGUCUGGUUCUGCCCCUGAUCUGCCUCCUUGACAUUCUCAGCCAAUCCAAUGCUUUCCUAUGUGAAAGUAUUGUGAUUGGCUCAGAACACCACUUCUGAUGAUGUCAGUCAAGCAGGCAGAACAAGCAGCAGCAGCAGCAGACUGGAAUAAAAGGUAAGAUUUUUAUAUAUUUAAGGCAGGUCCCGAGGGCUAAAUGGUGGUUUUAACACCAUAGGGACAGAAUACAUGUUUGUGUUUCUGACCCUAUAGUGUUCUUUUAAUGGUACAUUUUUUCUGAUUACAAAUUGACUUUUAAUGUUUUAGUAAUGUUAUUGUUAUCAGGUAAUCCUGUAAUGUGAUUUUUAUAUUUACAUUUAUUUAUAUAUUUUUGUUUCUAGUUUGUUGUUGUGUCGCUCAAAGACGGUAUGUUCAACAAUGCCAAUGUCCUUUUCAAGACAAAGUUUGUUGACGGAGUGUCUACAGUAGCAAGAUUUACACAGAACCAGAAUGGAAGCAGUUCAGCUUCACAGCAAAGAACAGAGAAGUCAAAAGCAAAGGAAAAAAAGAGUCGGGAUGCAUGA
Messenger RNA from Pelobates cultripes (western spadefoot toad), 38536 nucleotides. The record is from the annotation of a GenBank genome assembly. NCBI's taxonomy places the organism in Eukaryota, Metazoa, Chordata, Amphibia, Anura, Pelobatidae.